AUGGCUGACACCAGAGAAGAAGAAGACGUGGAGCACAGAAAUGAGAAAUUUGUCGACCAGUUUUUGCAGGCUAUCGACUUGGAGAAGAAGUCUGACAUUGAAUUGACUUCUGAACUACUUUCCUCCUUGUCAUACAAAAAGUUGGCGCAGAGAGGGUUGGCAAUUAUCAACUUGACCAUUGAUAACAUUAAAACUGGUUUGAAUGGCAGAAUACUAAUUGAAUUGAGCAACGAUAAGGCUUAUUCGAAUUCAGCUUCAAUGGGUGAUAUUGUCAAACUCGAAAAGUUGAACGUUUCUGGCUCCAAAUCUGUCUCAAAGCUUAGCAGCAAGUCUUCAAAGAAUAAAAAAAAUGCAAACACUACCAACAAUAACAAUAAUAUUGAUAAUGAUAUCGAUCAAUUUUCAAUUCAAGGUAUUAUAAUAAGGUUUAAAUCAACUUCAAUAACGGUAUCGAUUGAUCACGAUAACAAUGAUUUAAAUAAUAAAAAGAAUAUUGAUGAAAUUUUAUUGAACUUAUCAAAUCAAAGAUUGUGGCUAGUUAAAGUAUCAAACUCAAUUACCUACAAAAGGAUGAACUUGAUUUUAAGUAAAAUGAAACAAUUAAUGAAUACAAAUUCUUUUAAAUCUUCGAAUUUAAUUCAACUAAUUAUAGGGAAUUCAAAGUUUAUACCUCCUUCCUCAUUGGUUUUAAAUCUGUCCUUAUCAAAUUUAGAAUUUUUGAAUAAAAAUCUAAACGACUCUCAAAAAUUAGCCAUAAAUUUUUCUCUCAACUCAGAUUUAUCCAUUAUCCACGGUCCACCAGGUACAGGAAAGACUUUUACACUAAUUGAAAUUAUCUAUCAAUUAUUCUUAAAAAAUCAAAGAAUUUUGAUCUGCGGUCCCUCAAAUAUUUCUAUUGACACUAUUUUGGAAAGAUUGGUUCAUAUAGAUCAAAUUCCAAAGGAUAAGAUUUUAAGAAUCGGCCAUCCAGCAAGAUUAUUAAGUUCAAUUCAAUAUUAUUCAUUAGAUUAUGUCUCCAAAAAUUCAAAUCAAGGUCAAGUUAUUAGUGAAAUUUAUAGUGAAAUCGAAUCUACUUUUAAAAAAAUUAAAAAAUCGAAAAAUUAUAACGAAAGAAAACCAUAUUAUAGUGAUAUCAAAUCUUUAAGAUACGAUUUGAGACAAAGAGAAAAAAAAGUAUUAAAUGAAUUAAUUUUAAACUCAAAAAUAAUCGUAGCCACUUUACAUGGCUCGGGCUCAAAAGAAUUAAUGAAUCUAUAUUUAAAAAGUUCAGAUACAGGCGAAUUUAUCAAUCAAAAUCUAUUUGACGCUCUUAUUAUUGACGAAGUAUCUCAAUCUUUAGAACCUCAGUGUUGGAUUCCAAUAAUUUCCCAUAAAGAUUCAUUGAAAAAAUUAAUUAUAGCUGGCGAUAAUAAACAGUUGCCCCCAACUAUAAAAUUAGAAAAAAAUGAUAAAUAUAUGAAGUUAUUAGAGACAACGUUGUUUGAUAGAUUAAUUAAAACUCAUAACUCUGAUGAUAUCAAGUAUCUAUUGAAUACUCAGUAUAGAAUGAAUAGCCAAAUUAUGAAGUUUAGUUCGGAAUUCUUGUAUGAAGGCAAGUUGAUUGCUGAUGAUUCUGUUAAAGAUCACUUGGUUUGUGAUUUGCCGUAUGUUGAGAAAAAUGAAGACACAUCUGUUCCUGUCAUUUGGUAUGACACUCAGGGAGGUGAUUUUCCUGAGGGAGAGGAAGAUCUUGAAAAAGUUGAAAAUAAAAACGAUAAUAAAAAGAUUGAUUCCAUAUUUUCAUCAAAAUAUAAUGAAAAUGAGGUCAAUCUAGUUUAUUAUUAUAUUAAUUUGUUAAUAAAAUCAAAAGUUUCUCAGGAAUCUAUUGGGGUCAUUUCACCAUACAAUGCCCAAAUCUCAUUACUAAAACUCAAAAUUCAUUCUAAUUAUCCUGCGAUCGAGAUUUCAACAGUUGAUGGUUUCCAAGGUAGAGAAAAAGACGUUAUAAUUUUAUCGUUGGUCAGAAGUAAUGAAAAAGCAGAAGUUGGGUUUUUGAAGGAUGAAAGGAGACUAAAUGUUGCCAUCACAAGACCAAGAAGACAGUUGUGUGUGAUUGGAGACAUGGAGACAUUAACAAGAAGCAAUAAUAAAUUUUUAAAAAAAUGGGUGAACUGGGCAGAAGAAGAAGCAGAAAUUAGAUAUCCUGAUUUAUCUGAAAUAUUGCAGUAGGUUUUUUUCAAUAAAAUAUAUAAAAGCCCAAAAUAAAUAUGAUAAUAAUAAAAAACAAAUGUAUUUAUUUUCAAGCUCAAAAGUUCUUGAACUAUAUGAAAAAAGAAGAAAUGAAUAAAACAUAAAAACAAAAAAAAAAUUAAAAAAAUAUAAUAGCAUCU
Ascoidea rubescens DSM 1968 is the source of this 2369-nucleotide messenger RNA. RefSeq names its product ATP-dependent 5'-3' DNA helicase HCS1 (gene HCS1). NCBI's taxonomy places the organism in Eukaryota, Fungi, Ascomycota, Saccharomycetes, Ascoideales, Ascoideaceae. Gene Ontology annotation, molecular function: ATP binding; 5'-3' DNA helicase activity; DNA binding. Bases 1 to 2208 code for a protein of 735 amino acids. The transcript has 2 exons. The record is from RefSeq and is a predicted model, not a curated record.